UAAUUUGCUUGAUUUGCGGCGGCCUAUAUAUAUGAGUGGAGUUUCUUAAACUUGCCUUAAACAUUUUGAUCAACAUCUAUGUGACAUGUACCUCCCAUAAGGGUAAAGAGAGACAUGGCAUUGAGAUGGCUUCUUCAUUCCGCAAGUUCUAUUGUUUUGGGCAACCCAAAGGACGCUAGCACGGUUGUAGGGUACCCCAAUGAAGAACCAGCUCCAGAAGGAGUUAAGAGCUUGAAGGUCUCAAAUGAUGGGCUGCCUCAGGUGGAGAUUUGUGUGCAAAUGUACCCUAAAGGGUUCCAAAUGCCUCUUCAUUACCCUCGUUACAAAAAGAAGGAUUAUGAGGAGAUGGAAGAGUGGAAGGUUGACAUGCUGCUUAAAGAGUAUGGUUUAGGGUUGAAGGGUACCCUAGGUGAGAAAAGGGCUUAUGCAAUGGGGGCAUUCUUAUGGCCUGAUCAACUUUGACUGGCUCUUCGAUCAGAUGCUUAAAAAUAAUCUUCUAGCACCAUGGUGUAUCCAUAAUCGUCGAUCAGUUAUGGAGUCCACAUAUGUGAGAGAGAUGUGUACCCUUUACACAAGAUAUAAAACUGCCAACCUACUAGGAUGUUCUAAGGUGUUGGCUUGCCUUUAUAUGGUUAAUAAUGUUUCUAUUUGUGUGGAAGCAGUUGUAAUUUCUAUUUUUGUAUGGUACUAGAAGCAAUACACUAUUGCUUUGUAUUAAUAUUGUAUCAAAUAAAGAAUGUAGGAUUGUGUUAAUAUUAUUACUAUGCAUAUC
Molecule: messenger RNA, 772 nt
Organism: Camellia sinensis
Lineage: Eukaryota; Viridiplantae; Streptophyta; Magnoliopsida; Ericales; Theaceae
Source: RefSeq, a predicted model, not a curated record